AAUCUAAGAUUUGUUUUGAUUUUUAAAUUGUUAUAUCUUUUGUGUUUGUGUAAUUUUAGUUGUACGAAGUUUAUAGAAAAGUUAAGUUUUGUUGUUCAAAAGUCUGUAAAGAAACACACAAAAUCGUAACAAAAAACAUUCAACUCAAUUAAACAUCAUAAUUAUAUACAUAGUUUUUCGUACAAAACUUUGUUCACGGAGCACUUAUACGAGUCUAAAAAUGCAUUUAUUAUAAACAGGUACAGCUUAACAUUAAACAGUGCUGUUAAAUCAUUAUUUACGAAGUCAAUCGAAGAAAAUACCCAAGACUAUUCUAACAAAAAUAUUGUGUUAAAUUCCAACUUCAUCAUUUACAUCAAAGACUACAGAAUGAACUCUUAAUAAUAGUGUUUUAUCGGAAUAAACUCUACCUAUUCUUCUUCAAUUUUAAAGUUCCAAAUUCAAUUUCGACACCAAGAUGGACGAGAACAGAACGGACUGGAAUCUGACGGAGCCGAGGAUAGGUCUCCGUUCUCCAGACCUGCUGGGGAACAGCAGUUCUGUGAACCUGCAAGGGAACUUCGAGAUUGAUCUAGAAGAUACAAACUGGAUAUUGACAUCGUCUUUCAUCAUAUUUACUAUGCAGACCGGUUUCGGCAUGUUGGAGUCUGGCUGUGUCUCGAUAAAAAACGAGGCAAACAUUAUGAUGAAGAAUUUGGCGGACAUCUCUCUUGGUGGCCUAACCUACUGGAUUUUCGGCUACGGCAUGUCAUUCGGACAGGGUCCGUAUUCGAACCCCGUGGUCGGCGUGGGGGACUUCCUGAUCGACCCACCGGUGGGCGACUCGCUCAUGGGGCCCGUUUUCGCCUCCUUCCUAUUUCAGCUGUCUUUCGCUACUACGGCUACCACCAUUGUCAGCGGAGCUAUGGCUGAAAGAUGCAAUUUCAAAGCCUACUGCCUCUUCUCAUUCUUGAACACAAUAGUAUACUGCGUUCCAGCGGGCUGGGUGUGGGGUUCCCAUGGGUUCCUGAGUCGACUAGGGGCCGUGGACAUCGCUGGAUCCGGCCCUGUGCAUCUUAUUGGUGGGUCAUCAGCCUUCGCUUCAGCACUCAUGCUCGGCCCCCGACUAGGUCGCUACGCGAAGGGCACCGCCCCGCUGCCGCUCGGCAACCCCGUCAACGCAGUGAUGGGCACCUUUGUGCUGUGGUGGGGCUGGCUCGCUUUCAACUCUGGGAGCACGUAUGGGGUGAGCGGUGCAAAAUGGCAGUACGCUGCGCGCGCGGCUGUCAUGACAAUGAUGGGCUCAUUCGGAGGCGGCUGCUUCGGCCUACUAUUCACUCUGAUCAAGAACAAGGGGAAGGCAGACGUAAUGGAGCUGAUAAACAGUGUCCUUGGUUCCCUGGUCUCCGUCACUGCGGGUUGUUUCCUUUACCGCGCAUGGGAGUCCAUCCUGAUUGGUCUAAUCGGUGCCGCUAUAGCCUGCGCCACCACGCCGCUAUUUGACAAACUGCGAGUUGACGAUCCAGUCGGAGCGUCCAGCGUCCAUGGUGCCUGCGGGCUUUGGGGGGUGUUGGCCGUGGGCCUGUUUGCCGAUAACCCAAUACCAAUGGAUACCACCAACGGGAGGUCGGGGCUGUUCAAAGGUGGCGGCUGGUAUCUCCUGGGCGUCCAGGCCCUCACAGGGGUCUGCCUCAUAGCUUGGGGGGUCAUAGUGACCAUGCUUCUGCUCUGGCUGAUCGACUGCGUGAUGCCCAUCCGCAUGGACCCGUAUGAGGAGCUGCUGGGCGCGGACCUCACGGAGCACAGGAUCCGACAUGGCCAGGUGGGGGUGUCUCGCGCUGUGUCCGCCCUGCGGCCCUACCAUCGCUCCAGCAGCAUUGAAGACGUCGGUGGCAUCGGCGUCAACACAGGUCACAGUCUUGUCGUCGACAAACUAUAUGAGGCUCAGUUACAAAAGAAGAAAAACCGAUUCAGCGGACUGCAGAUAUUCAAAAACAAUGCUUUUGAAGAAGACGAACCGAAGUCAAAAUUCAAAAACGAAGGUUUUCUGAACAAACGGAACGGUGACCCUGGAAACGAACUCCACAGAGCCAUAGAUUCCAUGGCCGAUGAACUAAAUGGGACUGCUUUUAAAAAAGGAAAAGUUUCUAAGGUAGUUCCAGAAGAAUUGAAAGGGAAGAAGUUUAAGGAAUUGUCUGUAACUGAGUUGGAGGGAUUAGGAGAAAUGAAUGCGAAUGAAGAUAGGUUUAGACAUAGGUUGACUGAAGAUAAUUAUAAUGAGGAUGUGAAGAGGGCUAAUAUGACUUGGAUAGAUUAAUUAGGUAAAUAUUAUUUAUUUAUUGAAUAGUGUAAAGUAAAAAUAGCGUACUUAAUACUUAAUUAAUAGUACUUGUUAGUAAUUACUAUAAAUAAAUAAAUAUUAUAGGAUAAUUUUACACAGAUCGACCUAGUCCCACAGUAAGCUCGAUAAGGCUUGUGUCAUUAGACGACGAUAUACAGUGUGGAAAGAUAAGUCGGGCCCUGGAGGGAAACUACCUUAAAUCCUUUAUUUGUAAAAAGAAACAAAACUGCAUUUAAAGAUUUUUAAAAAUUAGCUGGGCUCGACCGGGAAUCGGACCGAGUGAAACUUCCAAAAAAUAAACUCGCAAUUUUUUUCUACUAGUCGAUACAGUUAAUGCAUUAACUGUAUCGACUGUUAAUGAUAACAUUUCUCCAAGAAACAUUAGGUCUUACAAUCGUCUGUCGUACAAAAUAUCCAUAAAAUCGAAUAUUUAGUACUCAAGAAUAUUUUUAGACAAGCGAAAUUGAAGAAAAAAAGAAAAAUCUUUGAAUGCAGUUUUGUUUCUUUUUAGAAAUAAAGGAAUGUCUCCUUUAAGUAAAAUGAGCCAAGGAUUUAAGGUAGUUUCCCUCCAGGGCCCGACUUAUCUUUCCACUCUGUAUUAUUAUCUAAUAAGUAUAGACAUCAUUUUAUUGGUAAUGAAUGAUAAAUUAUAGGUCACGACUUACAUAUUAUCCAAUUAUUAUAAAUAAGACAUUAUACCUACACAUGUUAUUCAAAUGUUAUAAUUUAGUGAUUAUUCAUACCCAUUAUUGAAUGUUAUUUCUUUAUGUUUAAUAAAUUGUUUAUAACUGUA
Molecule: messenger RNA, 3113 nt
Organism: Cydia fagiglandana
Lineage: Eukaryota; Metazoa; Arthropoda; Insecta; Lepidoptera; Tortricidae
Gene: Amt
Product: putative ammonium transporter 2
Exons: 14
Coding region: 458-2296 (612 amino acids)
Biological process (GO): ammonium transmembrane transport; ammonium homeostasis
Cellular component (GO): plasma membrane
Molecular function (GO): ammonium channel activity
Source: RefSeq, a predicted model, not a curated record